GUCAGUCAGUGUCUUUGACGCCGAUAUGCGUUGCGCUGUCGCCAAGCCCGAAAGCGCCAUUCCCGAAUAAUCGAGAGCGAAAGAAUUCGCGGUGUUCCCGAGUGUCGCGGGGGGAGCAGAUCUUUUGGCAGUUUCGUGACGAGCGAGGUUGCAGGAUCGGGAAAAUCUGCGCUCGCGGGAUCGCUGAUUACUCCGAAUGGCGACGGUUUUAGGCACCUUUUCCGUUCUCAAGGAUCACGUCAAGCUCAAAGUCUCGCAGGAUGCGACGAGGAUCGACAACAUAGUUUUCAGACUCCACUACCGAGCGACCUUUCUCGCGCUGCUCGUCGCGACGCUUUUGGUCUCGACGAAGCAGCUCGUCGGCGAGCACAUAAAAUGCAUCAGCGACGAGGGGAUACCGGAAGCGGUGAUCGACACGUUCUGCUUCUUCACGUCGACGUUCACAGUCACGAAACACAUGAACGUGACGAUGCUGGCGGGCGGCGCGAUCCCCCAUCCCGGCGUCGGUCCAGUCAACAACGAGGAUGCCGUCGUCCAUCACGUUUACUAUCAGUGGGUCCCUUUCGUCCUCUUUUUCCAAGCGAUUUGCUUCUACGUUCCCCAUUAUCUUUGGCGCAGUAACGAAGGCGGACGUUUGAAGAUGCUCGUUUCCGGUCUCCACAUGGCGGCUUUAUCCCUGAGCGACGAGAAGGUCGAGAUGGAAGGUGGCAAGGCGGUACCGACGCGCUCCGAGCGCCAGGAGAAGCUGGAGCAGAUCAGAAUCGCGUUCAUCAACCGGCUCCACGCGAACCGUCCGUGGGCGUACUACCUCAGCCUCUGCGAAGUUCUCAACUUCGUAAACGUCCUCGGACAAAUUUACGUGACCGACCUCUUCCUCGGCGGCGCCUUCCUCGGCCUCGGCGAAAGCGUCGCCCAGGCCGACUUCGGCGAAGCUAUGAAUCCCCUGGAUAUCGUUUUCCCAAAAGUCACCAAAUGCACCUUCCACAAGUACGGCCCUUCGGGCACCAUACAAAAACACGACGCCCUCUGCGUCAUGGCGCUCAACAUCGUCAACGAGAAGAUCUACACUUUCCUCUGGUUCUGGUUCAUCAUCCUCGCCAUCGUCACGGGCCUUGGCCUCGUUUGGAGAAUUCUCACGAUGCUCCUUCACGCGAGGAGCAAAGCUUUCAACAAGCUCGUAUUUUCGAUGGCUUGCCCCGGCAAGUACAAUCCCUGGAGCGUGUUGCGAGUAACGAACGAGUACUAUUUCGGCGACUGGUUGUUCCUGUACUACAUAGCAAAGAAUCUUGACAAUUACGCGUUCAAGGAUUUGCUGGAGCAGUUGGGCCACGACAUGGAGGAUCGUCGGGCGGCUCGUUUCCGGAGGACUUUUGGCAGCGUUACGGAGGAGGAGCCAUUGAAGCAGAGAACAGUGACGUCGAAAGACGUCGUAUAAAGAAGUAGGACGACGAGGAGGUUCGAUGGGAGGUCGCGAGAGUGUUGGACCGUUCGGCUCGGGGACGGCUCGUCGUCCGACCAUUUCCUUGGACGUUCACGGAACGUUAUUCGCGAUAAUAACGUACGCGCGGUUGAGAUUUUUCUUUCGCUUUACGGCUCUCGAGAGAAUCGAGGCAAGUGAGAGCGUUUUCGAUUGUUCAUUGACACGAAUGUCGGAGUGACGAUUGCUCGGGAGGCGUGACGUAUUUUCAGAAACAAUCGUUCAAUUAGUCACUGGAUGAGAGCACGCCCGGGCUGCGCGUUUCCCCGUGCGAGCCAGGGACCGGAAGUCGGGCGCGGGUCACUCGCGGCAUGUGAGUAACUCGCGGUAAUCGACGCGCGCAGCUAUAGCGACGGUCUUGAUUAAAAGCCGCGCGUAAGAGGAGCGAGCUCCGUGGCCUUUCGUCUUGCGUAAGAACGCGCGUUUCCUGUGAUAAAUUUUCAACCGAGUUACCUCUCGCCGCUACUAUUAUUCGCACCAAUAAAUGUUCCUCCGCUCGGCUAUUAUCCUCGAGAAAAACUCGCGCGGCGAUUAGCUCGUAAAUAAAUAUCCACGUUCUUCCGCCACAAACGCCGGUUUCACGCGCGAGUCGCGCGCGUCCUCGUGAUAUCCGUCGAAUCGCACUUUCCUUUUCUGCUGCGUUUCAACAGCUGGCCUUUUUCACUGUUCAUCCUCUCGUCGGUGUCGCCGAGCCGUGACGUCAUUGUAACGGGACGAGGGAAUCGCGAGACUUUAACCGUGCUCGUAGACAAAACCCACGAAAUCUCGAGCUCCUAACGCCUCGGAUGGACCAAUUUCCAGCUAUUUUAUUCGUCAACAUUCCAACCUGCCUUCCCAACAAAAUCCCAGUUAAUAAAAAUCGGUUCUCCGCGACUCGAUUCGACCAAAACCCGCUCGCCGCCCCGACCAUUUAGAGCCAUGCGAAUCGCGACGAGGCUCACAAAUUUUCGGGAGUUUGGCAUGCUCGUCAAACGCGUUAAUUGGACCUCAGCCUCCUUCCCCAUUGGCCUAAACACGAAACCCGUCUCGCCGCGAAGGCAGUCUGUGCGAAACCUGUUCGGUUUGAAGGUCCUAAUCGAUGUAUGCAAAUAUGCAAAUGGAAUUUACACGAUUGAGCCGGCUUCGCACAGUUUACUGCGAUUUGCAUACGUUUAGAGCCAAUGAUAGAGCAACAUCACUGUUAAUUUGUGGCUAAUCGUGCAGCCCGGAGAUAAAUGUAGGUUUACGAGUUAAGGGAGUUACUCCGCGCGGGAGCCGCAUUUUUUGGGUUUUUUCUCGAAUUUUUGCGGCGAGUAAAAAGAAGAUAAACUUUUGAAAUUUGAAGGGUUCGGUUAUUGGUAUUUCAAAUUUAUCUUCAAAUUUUCGAACUCUCAUAUCUCGCGUAGAAUUGAUGCAAAACUGCUCCAUGGGAACCCUCGUGUUUCUCCGCAAUUCCGGGGCAUUCGUUUGUCUUGGAUGGAAAAACCAAAGAGCGUUUUUAUUCGUAAAGUAAACAUAAAAAAUUGAAGGAUUUUCGCACUUUGAAAAAGACAAAAUUUCGACAAAGUUUCAACUUCAAACCGAAAUUUUGCGUUUCAAAGCCCGAUAGCUCUUCGAUUAUUAAUAUUCCUGCACGAUUUUAGUUCCAGCGAUGGCCGCACGGCACUAUAAAUCAAAAGGCUCUUUCGUUUUUGAUCUUUGUAGCGCAACACCGAACUUCCCCGGGAUAUCAGAGCUAGAAAAUUCUGUCAUAGAGUUGAAAUACCGAUAAAUAAACCCUUCGAAUUUAAAAAGUCUAUGUUUAUUUUCCUCGCCGCAAAACCAUCCCGAAAAAGCCCCAAAAAGUAGGCCCUUAAGCAGAAUCUUUUGCGAAACCGAAUGUUCGCCUUGCCCUUAAACUCAUUUAUUCGUUACUUUAUAUUUAUGCAAUUCUUAUUAUAUUUUCUAUUGAAGAACCUCUGGAAAUAAACGAAGUGACUGCGCGAGUGUGAAUCUUGCAUAAAGACUCAUGUUUCCUGUGAUAAAAAUCUCCGGCGACCUCGCGUCCGCGUCACUCUCGAAAGACCGAACGCGCUACGUCACGCGACGUUUUUUUCUCUACUUUUUUCUCGCUCUUGCUAUCAUCGAGGCCUCGGGCGAAUCAUUGUCCGCGUGGGUCUUUCGAUCCAGACCGCGAAUUGAGCGGGCUUGCAUGCGGAAUGCUGCACCGGCUCUCCCGAAGUGUUGGGAUUUUAAGCGCUUUUUUGCUCCGCUGGACGAGAGUUUCCGUGACGAGCGAAUGUUCGAGCGAGUCUCUUCGGCAUCGGCGCCGAGUUCUUUUUCAAGAGAGCAAAAAUCGAGGCAGAAGGUUGCGAAAUUUCAGGAGAACCGUUCCGUGAUAAUUUUCGCUUGUUUUUGACUUUUUCUAUUCGAGUUCGAAUAGAUGGACGCAUCGAACGACAUUUUUCGAGGAGAAGCAAAUCGACUGAGGCCCCCCAAGUAGGGCGAAUUUCCGUGCUGGUAACCGACGUUUUGUCACCUGAAAAAAAACGUUUAUUUUGAACAAUGGUCGAGCGAGAAAUCGACUCCUAUUUCCUGCUAUUGAGCCACACCCGGAAUACUUUUAAACACGAUCGGAGUCACGACGCCGGAAUUUUUCGUGUGUCGAAGAAGAAUUCGGUGCAACAGGUACGUACGGAGCGACGCUCGUGCCUCGACGCGACGAGGCGCACACACUUUGAAUCCUCAAUGUUCCGUCCUACCGCGACGAAACAAGUCGCUGCUGCCUUCUUUCGAUUCUCCCCAGGAUCCUCGUGGCCGAAAAAAGCCAUUUGGUUUUUAUCGAUUUUUUCGGCCGGAAUCGUCGACGAUUUUUUGCAGUGCCGACAGUUCGAUCUUCGAUCUUUUUUACACGAGUGUCGACGAGUCGAUUUUUAACUCAAAAUUUACCGACUUUAAUAGUUUUCUUAUAAAAAAAUAAUGAAAAAGAACGAAAAAAAACUGUCGAAAUGCAAUCGAUCCUUCAUCGAUUAUCGAUAUUUAUUGAAUUAAUGAAUUAAACGAAACAUU
Molecule: messenger RNA, 4504 nt
Organism: Venturia canescens
Lineage: Eukaryota; Metazoa; Arthropoda; Insecta; Hymenoptera; Ichneumonidae
Gene: Inx7
Product: innexin inx7-like
Exons: 6
Coding region: 197-1435 (412 amino acids)
Biological process (GO): phototransduction
Cellular component (GO): gap junction; plasma membrane
Molecular function (GO): gap junction channel activity
Source: RefSeq, a predicted model, not a curated record